AGGAGGGCAGCGGCGGCCGCGGCGACGGAGCUGUCGGCGGCCGCUUCUGGUGACUAGGAGUCGCGACGACGGAGACCACCGAGCCCGCCUCACGAACCGGCGAGUUGAGGGGCGAACCCCAUGGAUAGUCGCCAUGUUUAGAUAUUAGCAAGUGCAUAUGUUUUUGUCUGCAUUUGAAAAUGGCAGAGGGAAACAACAAUGAAGAGGUAAUUCACUUGAACAACUUUCACUGCCACCGGGGACAAGACUGGAUCAGUCUCAGAGAUGGACCCAUCACCAUAUCUGACUCCUCUGACGAGGAAGGGGUUCCAAUGCUGGUCACCCCAGCUCCUCAGCAACGUGACGAAGAGGACCUGGAUGAUGAUGUCAUCUUGACAGAAACAAGUAAACCUCAGACAUCACGACCCAAUUUCAUCAAACCAGCUGCCCAGUGGCAAGAUCUCAAAAGACUGGGAGAAGAAAGGCCUAAAAAGUCUAGAGCAGCCUUUGAAUCAGAUAAAAACGGCUAUUUUUCAGUGUGUAACAGCUCAUUGUUUGAUUCUGGGGCACAGGAUGAUUCUGAGGAUGACUACGGUGAAUUUCUGGAUCUUGAGCCUCCUGGAGUUUCGGAAUUCAUUAAGCCAAGUGGCCAAACAGAGAGAGAACCCAAGCCUGGACCAAGUCAUAAUCAGGCAGCAAAUGACAUUGGUAACCCCAGAACAGAGCAGAAAAUCAUUAUCUUGGAAGAAGGUAGCCUUCUUUUUCCAGAAAGCAAUCCUUUGGAUACUCAGAACCAGUCAUCUGAAGACUCAGAGGCAGAGCUUUCAUCAAACCUCGGAGAAUCGACAUCUAUCCUAGAUGAUCAGACCAUCGAAGAAGACUGCUGGUUAGACCAUACUUACUUCCAGUCUAUAAACCAACAGCCCCAUGAGAUAAGAAACCAGGUUGUUCCUCAGGAGCGGCAGCCUGAAGCAGAACUGGGCCCACUGUUGUAUCAGCAUGAACCUCCAGGGCCGGCUUUUCCAAGGCCAGCUUUUCCAAGACCAGAACCCCAGCAGGAUGGGAUUCCAGGCCCUUCUUCUCCUCAGCCUGCCCAUCCUCUAGGAGAGCUUGAAGACCAACAAUUAGCAAUAGAUGAUGACGAGCCAGGUCCAGCCUUUCCGCUGCAAGGAUCUCAGGAGCCCAAUUUGGAAAACUUUUGGGGGCAAGAAGCUACUGAAGUAGAUCAAGAACUCGUUGCACUAUUAGUGAAAGAAACAGAAGCAAGAUUUCCAGAUGUAGCAAAUGGAUAUAUUGAGGAAAUAAUUCAUUCGAAGAAUUAUUAUGAUUUGAAUGUACUUUGUAAUUUUCUUCUGGAGAAUCCAGAUUAUCCAAAGAGAGAAGAUAGAGUCAUUAUUAACCCCAGUAGCAGCCUGCUUGCCAGCCAAGAUGAGACAAAGUUGCCUAAAAUAGACUUCUUUGACUAUUCUAAAUUGGCUCCUCUUGACCAGCGCUGCUUCGUCCAGGCUGCUGACCUCCUGAUGGCCGACUUCAAGAUGCUCAGCAGUCAGGACAUCAAGUGGGCCCUGCAUGAGCUCAAAGGACACUAUGCAAUCACCCGAAAGGCCUUUUCUGAUGCCAUUAAAAAAUGGCAAGAGCUAUCACCAGAAACCAGUGGAAAAAGAAAAAAGAGAAAAGAAAUGAAUCAGUAUUCUUACAUAGACUUCAAAUUUGAGCAAGGUGACAUAAAAAUAGAAAAGAGGAUGUUCUUUCUGGAAAAUAAGCGGCGACAUUGUAGGUUCUAUGACCGGCGUGCCCUCCUUCCAGCUGUGCAACAAGAGCAGGAGUUCUAUGAGCAGAAAAUCAAAGAGAUGGCAGAGCAUGAAGACUUUUUGCUUGCCCUGCAGAUGAACGAAGAACAGUAUCAAAAGGAUGGCCAGCUGAUUGAGUGCCGCUGCUGCUAUGGGGAAUUUCCAUUUGAGGAGCUGACACAGUGUGCAGAUGCUCACUUGUUUUGCAAGGAGUGUCUCAUCAGAUAUGCCCAAGAGGCGGUCUUUGGAUCUGGAAAGUCAGAGCUCAGCUGCAUGGAAGGCAGCUGCACGUGUUCAUUCCCAACCAGCGAACUGGAGAAGGUGCUUCCCCAGAACAUCCUGUGUAAAUACUAUGAGCGAAAAGCUGAAGAAGAAGUUGCUGCAGCCUAUGCUGAUGAGCUUGUCAGAUGCCCCUCCUGUAGCUUUCCUGCUCUGUUGGACAGUGAUGUGAAGAGGUUCAGUUGUCCCAAUCCUCGCUGCCGAAAGGAAACCUGUAGGAAGUGUCAGGGACUCUGGAAAGAACACAAUGGCCUCACCUGUGAAGAGCUGGCUGAAAAAGAUGACAUCAAGUACCGAACAUCUAUUGAAGAAAAAAUGACUGCUGCUCGCAUUAGAAAAUGCCACAAGUGUGGGACUGGCCUUAUCAAAUCUGAAGGGUGCAACCGCAUGUCUUGCCGCUGCGGUGCGCAAAUGUGCUACCUCUGUCGAGUAUCUAUCAAUGGAUAUGACCAUUUCUGCCAGCAUCCUCGCUCACCUGGAGCACCUUGCCAGGAGUGUUCAAGAUGCUCUCUGUGGACCGACCCCACUGAAGAUGACGAGAAGCUGAUUGAGGAAAUCCAGAAGGAGGCUGAAGAAGAACAGAAACGAAAGAAUGGAGAGAACACCUUCAAACGCAUUGGGCCUCCCUUGGAGAAGCCUCCAGAAAAAGUCCAGAGGAUUGAAGCCCUACCAAGGCCCGUCCCACAGAACCUGCACCAGCCACAGAUUCCUCACCCCUAUGCCUUUGUGCACCCACCCUUUCCCCUGCCACCUGUCCGGCCCAUGUUCAACAACUUCGCCCUCAACAUGGGCCCCAUCCCAGCACCCUACGUGCCCCCUCUGCCCAACGUGCGUGUCAACUAUGACUUCGCCCCCGUCCACGUACCACUAGAGCACAACCUGCCUAUGCACUUUGGCCCACAGCCGCGGCAUCGCUUCUGACAGCUGGGAGCCCCAUGAGCAGCCCUCAGCCUGUGCAGGGCGGGGGUUAGAUAGAUACCCCUUUGCCCCCAAGACUGAUGGCUCUGGUCAUGCCUUCUGAGUAGGGAUGAUGGACUUGGCUCUCAGGAGGCUGGCUUUCUUCCCACUCCUUCCUGGGAAGGGCUACUGCCCCUUGAAGAGUGGCCAGAAGGCUGGUGCCCUCUGGAUGCCUGUAAUUGAUCGGGCACUCACUGGGCCAGAGAUAAGAGGGCAGCAAAGCCCUCUUCCUGAAUAGGUCUGCCGUCCUAGCAGCCAAUGCAGUGGCCCUGGCCACAAGGUAGCCCGUCUCUGCCCUGUCACUCAUGUCCUUGCAGAAAGAGACAAAGGGCAAUGUUUGCCUCCAUCUCCUCCCCCCGCAGAAGAAUAGACAAUAGAAGUCUCUCAGUUAGAAACCACGUAGGCCUUCCUUACUGCAGCACACUGUGAUCCAUAAUAAAGCUGAAGUCACAGUGCAGUUUGGAGAGAGCUGAGAGAUCUGAACUGUGUGAAGAAGGCCGGGUUCUUUUGCUACACGCUCCCACUGAGGCCCACCUAGAGUGAGGCACACCCUCCUGCUCCAAGCUGGGGCUGUGUCUCUUGUUGAGGGGUUCAGGGCCCUACUGUCAUUCACGUCUUGCCCUGAGGGGCCAGCCCCUCACAAAGGCUCAAGGUUUGGUCCAAGCAAAGAGGUGACAGAGCGAUGUCCGUGGGCUUGGGAGCAUCACUCAGGGUGGGAAGGCUGAGGACCAUGUCCCCGAAGUCCAGAACCCCAGGCCACCACCGUGGUGACCACUCUGGGAUCUCUCUCCUCUUCCCUCUUGGCCCACUCUGAUGAGAUAGCAGAGUCAUCUCAUGCUAUGGGUUCUGUUUUUAGUUUAUCUAAAACGUUUGCUGUUUACUCACUUUGAACUUACCCAGUUUUCCAUGGCCUACUAGAGUUUCUCUCUCUCAGUCUCUGGAAAGUCAAAGAAAUCUCUUACCCCACACCAGGCAGCUGAUGAGGGUGAGAUGGUUCUGAAACUUUGGCCAAAUAAAAGAUACUUUUCAGGUAGCUGUGACAGGCCUGGUGGCUGUCCCAGGCAGCCUGACUGUCAGGAGCCUUCUUUGCACCAGCCAGGUUAUGAACAGCUUCUACCCUAAGGUAUGAUGGGCGCAUUGAGUCCCUAGGGGGACAGAUGACCCAGAUGGCACUCGGCACCCACCCGAGGAGCUGCCCUACUGGGUGCUCUGCAGGCCGGGCAGCUGCCUUGUCCUGAGUCAGGUGAGUCCCACUCUGGGUCUCUCUGGGGGUCUCUGCGGUGUUCCCUCUCAACUUUUCCUGUCCAGCACCAGCCAGGGUGUUUGAGCUACACCUGGGGCUUUGUCCUGCCCCCAGCUGCCCACUCUGCAGGACUUCCCACUCCGGCCUGUGCACAGAGCCCAAGCCUACGAGGCUUGUUGACCUCUGUUCCUUUUGUGCUAUCUCUGAUGGCUGUGGGGUCCCAGAAGGUCAGAGCACACACGCACAGACUUCAGAGAGGAGGGUGAGCCUGACGCCAGUUCCCUGACGCUGUGUCCUGCCCUCCUGUAGCCAGAGGCCUGUACCUCCCAGGCUGACCACCACCGUGGGCACCACACCCUGGCGUUGAGCAUCGCCAUGCAUGGUCACUCGCUGCCAUCAGCUUCUCAUAUAUUUCAGGGAUUAAAAUGGCUGGGAGGAGUAGUCUGCUAAACUGCCCAUUCUUGCUGUCUUUCCUCCGAGUGAGGUUUUUGCAGACUAGGGAUCACCUGGGCACAGGGUGGGGCCCACGAGGAGAGGCCUGUGCCAGAUCUCUGCUGCCAGGAGCCUCUCCCUGUUGGGCUGCCUGCACCUCACUGCUGACCUCAGUGCAGUGUCUUGUGGGUACCCUGCAGGGCACAGUGACAGGCUUUCCUUACCCUCAAAGCAUGUUCCAUGCUUCCCCAAGAGAGGGUCUUGGAGAGCGGUGAGCCACCAGCAAUUGUUUCACCAGAUGGAGAGGGUGACCCCAGGUGCUGUCCACUUGCGUCAGGACAUGUGGGACCUCCUAGGUCUGAACCUGUUCAUCAUCCGACCAAGGAACCAGGUUCCACCUCUGCCCUGUGGCCAGGGUAUGUGGCUCCAUGGAGGGCCUGGGACAGCUGUAAAGACAGACCCCGAGUAGGCAGCGUGCCCCUGAUACUGCUAUCCAUCAAGUCCCCUAGGACCUGGCAUUCAAAGGUCCCGCCUGGUAUGUGGUAGGAAGGAGACCAGAGUGAUGGUUCCCCUGAAGGCCAAACUGAGGACUUGUCCUUUGUCAUCAGUUCUGGCUGUUUCUGGCCACACACAGCUGCUAGGGAACUGCUCCUGCUUUUCUGAACCAGGGCAUUUGAUUUCUAAUGUUCCUCCUCGAGCCGGACUGUGGGGCACCUCAGAGGUCUGCAGAAGUAGCAGUCAUCGAUCGUCAUUGCCUCGAGUUCUGACCCUAGCACCAGUCCCCACACAUCUAUGAAAUGACUCUCCAGGCACCUGAGUGACCCUGAGGCAGGACCUGGACCCUGGGCCCCUCGAGAAGCAGUCUGUCCCAGUGAUGCCCGCAGAGGUCAGCCCCCGUCUGGGGGACACAGCAGGAGUCCUAGAGGCAGGCUCGCAUCUUCCCCUCUCUGGGCCACAGUGCUUGCUCCUCGGAGCGAGAGACUGCCCAGCAGUAGUCCCAUUCUACUUGCCUUAAAACUGGAGAGAGGAGUCUAGUAUUUGCACUUAGCAAAAGAUUUAAAAACUUUAAAAAAAAAAUGCAUGAUGUGUCGCGCUUUGUAUAAAAAUAGCAAAAUGAUUAUUAAAUUUUUUUCUUUACCUUCUGGUAGUAAAAAUACAUAAAAUAAUUCCAUUUAAACUGCUGUGUGUAAAAAGCCUGUAUCAUAUGUAACUUGGACUUUUUGUAAAUAAACGUUUGUGCGCUCU
Molecule: messenger RNA, 5925 nt
Organism: Diceros bicornis minor
Lineage: Eukaryota; Metazoa; Chordata; Mammalia; Perissodactyla; Rhinocerotidae
Gene: RNF216
Product: ring finger protein 216
Exons: 17
Coding region: 180-2969 (929 amino acids)
Molecular function (GO): zinc ion binding
Source: RefSeq, a predicted model, not a curated record